Microstroma glucosiphilum is the source of this 624-nucleotide messenger RNA. Its product is annotated as ribosomal protein L28e. Bases 1 to 489 code for a protein of 162 amino acids. Gene Ontology annotation, molecular function: structural constituent of ribosome. Gene Ontology annotation, biological process: translation. The record is from RefSeq and is a predicted model, not a curated record. NCBI's taxonomy places the organism in Eukaryota, Fungi, Basidiomycota, Exobasidiomycetes, Microstromatales, Microstromataceae. Gene Ontology annotation, cellular component: ribosome; cytosolic large ribosomal subunit. The transcript is spliced from 3 exons.
AUGGCCGCAGCUGCACCUACCCUCCACUCUCAGGACCUUCAGUGGCUCCUCGUCCGAAAGACCAACUCUUACAUCGUCAAGCAGAAGGGACUUGGCAAGGUCUUCUCUCGUGAGCCCUCCAACUUGGCCCAGAUCCACAGCUACACUUACUCUGGCCUGGUCAACAACAAGGCUGUCGGCAUUGAGCCCGCCUCUUCGGGCAAGGGCAUCGUCAUCUCCACCAAGAAGUCGAAGUCGCCUUCCAACAAGAUUGCCGGCACCUGGAACACCCAGACCAUCAAGAAGGGUGGUUCUCGCCGAUACGCUGGUGCCGUCGCCAACGUCGUUGGCAAGAAGGGCUACCGUGCUGACCUCCUCAAGCCCGCUGUUGCCCGUGCUUCGAUCAUCUCGCGCAGCCAGCGCCCACGCAAGGCCGCUCUGCCCCAGAAGCCCCGUGGCAAGAAGGCUGCUGGUGUGACUGCUGCUCCCGCCGCUACCGAGGAGGCUUAAAGCGGCUCCUCUGUCCCACUCCUUUUGCCCUUUGCCUAGGAUGAGGAUGGACUAGAUUACACCAUCUGUCCUUCCUUUGGGCCCCUUGUGCCUCUCCGUGUCACUUGUAUCAUUUUCCUUGCCAUCGAUUGCACC